This is a messenger RNA of Rhodamnia argentea, 1624 nucleotides long. Its product is annotated as protein ECERIFERUM 26-like. The transcript is spliced from 2 exons. NCBI's taxonomy places the organism in Eukaryota, Viridiplantae, Streptophyta, Magnoliopsida, Myrtales, Myrtaceae. Gene Ontology annotation, molecular function: acyltransferase activity, transferring groups other than amino-acyl groups. The record is from RefSeq and is a predicted model, not a curated record. Bases 80 to 1393 code for a protein of 437 amino acids.
GUUAUGUAUAGAUUUUUCGAGAAGGCCUCUCUCUCUCUCUCUCUCACUCUCACGCUCUCUCUCUCAACAUAUACAGACAAUGGUGUUCCAAGAAGAGGAGAAUCUUGUGUACGGCCUGAAGCUCUCCUCCGUCGGGCCGGCCCGGGUGACGGGGACGGACGUGGUCCAUGAGCCGGCAGCCGCGGACCUGGCCAUGAAGCUGCACUACCUGAGGGGGGUCUACUUCUUCGCCGGCACGGCCGUGGAGGGGCUCACCGUCCCAAGGAUCAAGGAGUCCAUGUUCUCCUGGUGCAGCGACUACCACACCACGAGCGGCCGCUUCCGGCGCUCCGACUCCGGCCGCCCCUACAUCAAGUGCAACGACUGCGGGGUCCGGUUCAUCGAGGCCAAGUGCGACCGCACCGUCGACGAGUGGCUCCAGGCCGACCGCCACGGCUCACUCCUGAGGCUGCUCGUGUCGCACCAGGUCGUCGGCCCCGAGCUGUUCUUCUCCCCUACCUUUCUCGUCCAGGUGACCCAUUUCAAUUGCGGAGGCAUGUCAGUGGGCCUCAGCUGGGCCCACAUACUCAGCGACCCAUUCUCGGCCUCCGAUUGCUUCAACACAUACGGCCGAACCUUAUCGGGCCUCCUCCACCCCGACGUGCCAAAAGGGCCGAGAACACUUUCCGUGCCCGGAAGAUUGGCGGACCCGCCGAAGCCCGCGAGAGAACCCGUGUCCAUCAAACGGGUCGGCCCGGUAGGAGACAACUGGGUGGUUGACAACAGUUGCACCAUGGAGGCAUUCACAUUCCACCUUAGUCCAGACCAAUUGGCACGUUUGAAGUCAAAAGUGGGUGGGCAGAGUCAUGGAGAGCAAUUCCCACUGUUUGAGUCUCUUUGUGCCAUCCUUUGGCAGCUGAUAGCCAAAGUCAGGGCAGGGAAUGAGCCAAGCACUGUAACCCUCAUCAGGAAUGACCCAAGCAAAAGGGAGGAUGGACUUUUGAGCAAUAGCCUAAAGAUAUGCACGGUCGAGGCGGAUUUCUCAGUCGCUGGCGCCUACCCGGGAGAGAUCGCAAGGGCACUGGUCGAUAGAGCGCAGGACGAGAGCGGCCUCAUCGAGGAAGCUGUUGAACGAGAUGGCGGAGUGACCGAUUAUGUUGUCUACGGGGCAAAUCUGAGCUUCGUGGACUUGGAAGAGGUCAGCAUGUACGGGUUGCGGUUGAACGGUAACCAACCGAUUUUCGCGAGUUAUGUGAUCGAAGGCGUCGGAGAUGAAGGGGCGGUUUUCGUGCUUCCGGGGCCACCAAGUUCCAGCAAGGAUGGCGGCAACGGUAGGGCGGUGACUAUAGUUUUGCCGGAGAAUCAGUUGCUCCAGUUGAAGAGCGAACUGGAAGAGCAGGACAUGUUGGUUUAGAGCAUGUUGAGGCUCAUGCUUAGCGUAAUGUAAGAUGGAGAAUCUGAUCUGUGGAGUGUAUUAUAGAAUGUUCAGGUUGUGCGUGUAAGUUGGUAUUUGCGGCCCAAGGAGGAGACGAACUUGGGCUGCUUGUUGGGCCUUGUGAAAGAAAAGGAAUUAUAAUUUCCUCAUUAUCGGUUGGGCUGCUAUGUUGAAUAAAGUUUGUUGGCUACAUACCUCGAUUUUGUGAAA